AGCUAUGCCUCUCUACAUAAUCCCCUCAGAGCAGCCUUCGGAGAUUUUUUUCACCAGGAAUCCCGACGACACUCGCAGGACCUUGGACCUUCGGAUCCAUGUAGCGCCUUGCGCAGCCGGUAGUGCAUUACCUGAUCCCCUUUGGCAAAAUUCGAUGAUACGAUUGGAACGGGCGCAGUUUGUCAUCGAUGUAUUUUGGGGCCAUUUGCAACUGGCAGACACAGGGGACUUUGCUGCCGAUGAGUUUAUGGUCUUUCACGCCAGGCUAAAUCAAUUGCUUGCUAUGUCGACAUAGAAGAUAGGCGAUUGCUAUAUGUGCAUAGUAACAUGCGAAGGCCCAUUGCCCUUGCCCAAGAUUACUAGCAAACGCAAUCCAAGUGCUGUUGGCACAUCUGUUUGAUUAUGGGCAGUGUGACAGGUACAGCCAUUUACAAGCUGAAAACAUGGCACAUGCUUGGGAAAAUCACGAGAACAAUUGACUGACGGCUUCUCUGCAACGAGCCAGCGGUCACUGAUUCAAGGUGCCCAAAUCAGCAUCAUGACGAAGGCUAGCCGGUUAAGGGCGGAGCCCGAUCCGGAACGCGACUGGAAUGAUGCACAGCGAAUCAAAAUAUCUGCGGACCUGAUUUCUGCAGCAAAGAUUCAGUUGUCAUUUCUAGCUACUGUGGAUAGAAGUCCCUGCUUGUACUCUGACAUCGAAGCAAUUACUCGAGCUACUGAAAGGUACGAAAAUUAUUGGCUUCCCCUGGUUGCAAGGAAUACACCGGAGCGAACAUCAUCUGGGUAUCCUCUUGUGCCUCCACUUGACUGUGCGUGGAUUUGGCACUUGCACCAACUCUCACCGGUUCAGUAUGCAAAUGACUGCUCGGAACUCUUCGGUAAAAUCAUCGAAUGUCCGAUGGUAACCCAUGAUAACAGAGACGAUGCUACAAGGGAGACUCAGGAGCUCUGGCACACUAAUUAUCCUAGUGAGCCCUAUUGUCUCGACAUGAUGUCAUUUGAUACUCAAGAACAGAACUGUGAGGGCUCUCCGUCACAAUUUGUAAAGUCAAAAUUGCAACAGAAGACGAAGUCAGUUUUUAGAAUGCCCAGAGUGCUCAAUUAUGAUUUUGUGAAGGCAGCGGGGAGGCAACGAAGUUUUUACUACCAAGUGUCUCGACCGUACAUGUCAGAGACUCGUUUUUUGUUCGCCGCCGAAAUGAGAUACAAAGGCUUUCUCAAUCUUGCAAUUAACAAUUCGAAGAAGGCAGAAGCUGACAAAGUGUUUCUAGUUCCAACAUAUGACAUUGAUUUGAUGUGGCAUGCGCAUAUGCGCUGCCCGACAUCCUACGCAGCUGAUACUUCAAGACUUAUGGGAUUAGUGUUCAACCAUGACGAUUCUGACACAGAUCGAAGCCAUGGGAAGAAGCUGGACACAGGCUUCAGAAAGACAAGUGAAUUGUGGGAAACAACGUAUGGAGUUGAGUACGCUAAAGCAGGAGUCCUUUAUCGGGGUAUGCUCCCCAAAGAAGAGCCACCCCCAGUAUUGGCCAAAAAAUUCUGUGGCAGUGGAUUGUUGUACGAAAAGAAAGAAGUGGAAUUUUUGAAGCAUGUCGGUAUGCAGGACCAUCUCAAGAGAAGAAUUAUAUCAGAGGUCCGAGUUGCAGUGAUCGGCGUUAAGAACAUGAAAAGAAACUACCGUGAUUUAAGGCUGUUUUUGAGCUUGCACAAAAACAGCAGUUCUUCUUUCACAUUUCGAGCGUUUGACCGAUAUAGCUGUUCCCCUCCUUUGCGAAAAGGUGCCUCCAGGUUUGAAGAGGUAACCUGGCAAUUCCACUCAGAACUUGCAUCCACCGAGGCUCUCAAUGUUUAUGUCGAUCUUACCAGGGAACGGAACGUUUUUUGUUCUCGUGAGCGCAAAUACUUCAAGCACUCGUUCAUCUUGAACUGGUCGGAAGUACUGCAGUCCCCCACAUUUUCUACUGAUCGCUACUAUCCAAUUAUGAAGUCACCAAAUCCAAGAGCCCCUGCUGUCCGCUUGGCUGUGUCCAGCACUCCGACAAUGGUCGGAAACCAUCUCCUCCGCACCAUGCCGGAGCCCACCGACAACCUGGGUAAUGCAGUUACGGACUCAAAGAUUUAUCGCCAGAGAUAUCAGCAAGGGAAGUGGCUAGCAAGAUCUGUUUACGACCAUACUGGAAGCGUGGUUUAUGUUAUUCGAAUCAAGGAUAAACUUGAAGCUGGCCAAGAGCUUUCGCCUCUAUGUGCGGAAGACACCAUUUCGAGAUCGGUGUAUAUACAUAAAGGUGGAUGGACUACACACAGAGGUCCUCGUUACACAACAAGUGUUCCUGCCGGACCUGUUGCUGCUUGUGCAGAGCAAAUGCAGUCAGUGGCUGGAGGUUGGUGCUGGUCACUCUUCAAUGGGCAAGUACAGCUGACAAUAAAUCUGCCCGAAGAAAUAAUAUGCACAUAUGGUUUAUCGGAUGGGAACAGCAACGACACUGUGUCUUUGCUCCGAGGGAGGAAAUUGCAGUAUGAAGUCAAAAGCGGGAAGGAAGAGGACGAGAAGAACUUCGUUACCCUCAUACGGUACAGAGCCGAGAAUCCACUGGGCAUUGCUACUGCCCUUUUCAACUGGAAGUACGGUGUAUUUGAGAUUUCACCAGAGGAAAACGUAGUGCUGGUAUUGCUUCUUGCAUGUGCUAUCAAGGUGUCCAUGUUCGACUCGCUUAGACAAUCGAGCAAGUAUAGCGAAAAGAGACUGGAUAAGUUCGCGUAUGCCGGCGUUCGGACCUCACAUUGGGGCAACACUCGACAACAGCUACAGGAGUGGUGGUUGUGCUCGAAUACAAGCGAAUUGUACUUCGCUGAGGGGAAGUCACUACCGAGCGAAGAAGCCCACCAAGCCACAAUUAAAAUCUCACAUGAUAGAGCGGAAGCUGGAGGUUAUGCAGUCUCCGCAGCCCACACUGGACCCACUCUAGCUGCGGCCGGAGGAGGCUACGCCGUAUCUCUAGCACAUCCUGGACCCACUAUAGCUGCUGUAGGCGGAGGAUGUGGGGGUGGUUGCGGAGGAUGUGGUGGGGGUUGUGGUGGGUCGUGAUUCUGCGCAAUGCAAACCCUCUUCCUCUGCUUGCCUCGAUGACCGAGCUUCUCAUCAGAAGAGCACAAGCAUGCAAAGAUGCACGUCACCUGUCUCAAGUACGUAAGGAUGGCCGAGGGCAAGAUCAACUGCUUGACCUCCUCUGUCUCUGGCCAUCUCCUCUCCUCUCCCGGCCACAAAGUAAACAGGCAACUUCUAUUACUUUUACUCAUCCCGUCAAUUCUGAGGAUCGAUGAGCACCCAAAUGUACAUUAUCAUAUUUAUCAUGGUUUGGUUCGAUGGUUCUCAGCCAGUAGAUGACACAUGUACAAAAACUAUGGGGUGACCGCUAUAGCUCAGGAAGGCAAUUUAUCGUGAGACCUUUCACAAACUAUCUCUCUUUCUGUAACUGCUUUCAUAAGUGUAAGUAUGUUGGUCUCAAGACGGUCUCUCCAUUUGCCUACAGCUGCAGCUCCUAAUCUGACCUAAAUAAUGUCAUCCGACCUUCAAGUGUGUUGACAAAUGCUCAAAUAGUACUACUGUGCGGCACUAUAUGGACGGGUUUCGG
This is a messenger RNA of Marchantia polymorpha subsp. ruderalis, 3632 nucleotides long. The record is from the annotation of a GenBank genome assembly. Lineage: Eukaryota; Viridiplantae; Streptophyta; Marchantiopsida; Marchantiales; Marchantiaceae.